This is a messenger RNA of Suhomyces tanzawaensis NRRL Y-17324, 2040 nucleotides long. RefSeq names its product acetate--CoA ligase (gene ACS2). Gene Ontology annotation, molecular function: AMP binding; acetyl-CoA synthetase activity. The transcript has a single exon. Gene Ontology annotation, cellular component: cytosol. NCBI's taxonomy places the organism in Eukaryota, Fungi, Ascomycota, Pichiomycetes, Serinales, Debaryomycetaceae. The coding region runs from base 1 to 2040 and encodes 679 amino acids. The record is from RefSeq and is a predicted model, not a curated record.
AUGACUUCCUCUCCUAGUCACUCAGUUGUGCACGAAGCCAACAAUACCACUCUUCGUCCUACUCCUAAGGAAUUCUUUGAAAGACAACCAAGAGAUGGACACUUGAAGGACUUGAACCACUACUACGAGCUUUAUGAAAAGUCGAUCAAGGAUCCUGAAGGCUUCUUCGGUCCUUUAGCCAAGGAGUUUUUGCACUGGGACAGAGACUUCACCAAGGUCAAGUCGGGCUCUUUGAAACACGGAGAUGCUGCUUGGUUCAUCGGAGGUGAGUUGAAUGCUUCUUACAACUGUGUUGACAGACAUGCUUUCGCCACUCCAGACAAGCCUGCCGUCAUUUACGAGGCCGAUGACGAGGCAGACUCCAAGAUUUUGACUUAUGCCGAGUUGUUGCGUGAAGUUUCUCAAGUUGCUGGUGUUUUACAAUCUUGGGGAAUCAAGAAGGGUGACACUGUCGCAAUCUACUUGCCAAUGACUUCUCAAGCCAUUGUUGCCAUGUUGGCUGUGGCCAGAUUGGGUGCCAUUCACUCGGUCAUUUUUGCCGGUUUCUCCUCUGGUUCUAUCAAGGAUCGUGUCAACGACGCUUCCUGUAAGGCUUUGAUCACUUGUGAUGAAGGUCGUCGUGGUGGUAAGACUGUCAAUAUCAAGAAGUUGUGUGAUGAAGCUUUGUUGAACUGUCCUUCCGUUGAGAAGGUUUUGGUCUACAAGAGAACCGGUAACCCAGAAAUUGCCUUGAAAGAAGGUCGUGACUACUACUGGGACGAAGCCACCAAGAACUUCCCAGGAUACUUGGCCCCAGUCCCAGUCAACUCCGAGGACCCAUUGUUCUUGUUGUACACCUCUGGUUCUACUGGUACUCCAAAGGGUGUUGUCCACUCCACUGCAGGUUACCUCUUGGGUGCUGCUUUGACCACUAAGUACAUCUUCGAUGUUCACCCAGAAGACAUUUUGUUCACUGCUGGUGAUGUGGGUUGGAUCACUGGCCAUACCUACGCUUUGUACGGUCCAUUGGCCUUAGGUAUUCCAACCAUCGUUUUCGAAGGUACUCCCGCAUACCCAGAUUUCGGUAGAUUAUGGCAAAUCGUUGAAAAGCACAAGGCCACCCACUUCUACGUGGCCCCAACUGCUUUGAGAUUAUUGAGAAAGUCUGGUGAGGCUGAAAUCGAGAAGUACGACUUGUCUUCCUUGAGAACCUUGGGCUCUGUUGGUGAACCAAUCUCCCCAGAUAUUUGGGAAUGGUACAACGAAAAGGUUGGUAAGGGACAAUGUCACAUUUCCGAUACCUACUGGCAAACCGAAUCUGGAUCUCACUUCAUUGCUCCAAUUGCUGGUAUUACACCAAACAAGCCAGGUUCUGCCUCCUUGCCAUUUUUCGGUAUUGAAACUUGUCUUAUAGAUCCAGUUACUGGUGUGGAAAUCACUGGUUUCGAUGUUGAAGGUGUCUUGGCCGUCAAGGAAACUUGGCCAUCCAUGGCCAGAUCCGUUUGGAGAAACCACGGUAAGUACAUGGACACCUACUUGAACCCAUACCCUGGCUACUACUUCACUGGUGACGGUGCUGCCAGAGAUCACGACGGAUACUACUGGAUCAGGGGUAGAGUUGAUGACGUUGUCAACGUUUCUGGUCACAGAUUAUCCACUGCCGAGAUCGAAGCCGCUUUGAUCGAGCACCAAGGUGUUUCUGAAGCUGCUGUUGUUGGUAUCAACGAUGACUUAACCGGUCAAGCUGUCGUAGCCUUCGUUGCCUUGAAGGACGAAUCUGCCGAAAAGGUGAACGGUAAGGAGACCAGCGAAGAAGCGUUUGCUUUGAGAAAGGAGUUGAUCUUGCAAGUCAGAAAGGAAAUCGGUCCAUUUGCUGCUCCAAAGAGUGUCAUCAUCGUUGGCGACUUGCCAAAGACCAGAUCCGGUAAGAUCAUGAGAAGAAUCUUGAGAAAGAUCUCCGCUAACGAAGCUGACCAAUUGGGUGACAUCACCACCUUAGCCAACCCACAAUCUGUAGCUGGUAUCAUUGAGUCGUUUGGUGUUCAAUUUGGCAAGAAGUAA